AUGUCGACAAGGUUGCGGAACCGACUCGGAAAGAGAACCUCUGGCGGAGGCAAGAUCGUGAAAGGACACCCCACGGUUUCAUGGGAUGAGCUUCCGGAGUGGCAGAGAGACAACGAGUACAUUUUGACUGGAUAUCGACGGAUCCAGAACCACUGGCCGGGAUGCAUUCAAUCUGUUUAUGCAUAUUUUCAUAACGAGAGUGUGAACAUUCAUACACACUUGGCGGGGGGAAUACUGUUCAUAUAUUUCUUGGCGACAUUCCGUGAAGUGCACAUGCAGCAAUAUGCGGCUUCUACAUGGGUCGAUUCCGCGGUGCUUGCAGUCUUCCUUAUCUCGGCAGUGUUCUGUUUGUUGGCCAGUGCCUUCUUCCACACCUCAACCUGCCAUUCGAAAGAGGUUGCCAGCAGGUGCCAUGCGCUGGAUUACUCGGGCAUCGUGAUCCUUACCGUUGGUGAGGCUCAUUCUAUCCCGCUCUUCAUUUUGGUUUUUUCUGUCAACCUAUAUUGCAAGGGCUGUAUAUCGUAUCCCUUACUGUCAUCGGCAUCGGUGCGUCGCAACCAUUCCCAUGCGCCGGGACCCGAUGUAUUAGGUGAUACAGGGGCGGCCUACGUUGUCCUCGAUCCCGAAUAUGCCAAACCGACCCAUCGCGGGGCCCGGACGGGUGUUUUCAUCGGGCUGGGGCUGUCCGGGAUUGUGCCCGUCGUGCACUGCACCCUGACAUCAGGAGUUCACAGGGUCUUUUUUCAGCAGGGCUUCAGCUGGAUUGUGGUCUCCGCUGCACUUUACAUUGCCGGCGCGCUUCUCUAUGCCAACCGUAUCCCCGAACGCUUAGCACCUGGAAAGUUCGACUAUCUGUUUGCUUCACAUCAGAUAUUCCACUGCUGCGUCGUUGCCGCGGCCACUGCCCAUUACGCGGGAGUGCUGACUGCGCUUCGAUUCACGUACUCCGAGUCAAAUGUUUGCGCUUGAUAAUCUGCUUAUCGACGCCGUUUGUCUGCCAUCUCUACACGGUACCGUCGAUGUUUCCGCGCGCGGGACUCCUGUAACCUUCUUUAAUUCUCACACUGGAAAUGCAAUCGAUUAACUUCAAUCGGACGUGAUGGAUUUCGAUUCCUAGCUGCGUUUGACAUGGGUUUCAUCGACAAUUGAAGCACAGUUCGUUAAACUGGCACUAUUUCCGCAACAGAUCCGAGAGAGGGUCCACUUCAUUAUGGAUUAACCUCUGCGUUGACACAUCCACGUCAAUUUCCGUUUCCAUUCUCGCGAGCCUGAAUCUUGCGCUGACGAGUUACGGCGUUGUCUCCGUGCAGUGCAGACUACACAUUCCAUCGCAACGAAUGACGUCUCAGCGUCUGCAACGGUCCCGAGCGUCUGCUUCCGUCCAUUCAAAACAUACACGAUGGACCACAGGCGCUCCAAAAAUCCUGAUGGCCCUGGCUGUGGAUUACUCUAUCGCGCUCGAAUUAUUAUCUCCAAGCGCCCCGACAAUCGUUCAACCCUUCAUUCCGCCGCCCCGCUGGGGCAGAUCACCCACAGAAUGACGUGCAAUCAUGUCAGCAGCCAAACUUCCUAGAUACAAUCAACUCCGGCAACCCCAAAAAGGAAAUUUGAACGGUUGGAAUUCAGGAAUAGAGCAGGGCAGCCGACAGGGCAUGCCAUCGUUACACGCUCGUUGCCAGCUCGUUGCAACAGGAAACUCGAGGUGCGUGGUCUGGACUGACCCCGGCGCUUUUUUCGAAGACUGUUCGGCAUUGCCGUCACAGACUCGAGGAAAAAACUGAAUUCCGGAAAAAGCCAAUGCGCCUUCGGAAGCGGUGGGGAUUCAAAACCAGAUAUGACGCCACACGCCUUUUAUCGAUGACGGACGGCCCUUCUUUCGGGAAUCCACAACCAUCAAAUGCCAUUACCACACACAAGUGCACGUGUCGGCAACUGGCCGAAAUUUUAAUUCGAGUAAAUUCGGGCCCGAACCCUAGAGGUUUGACAGCCAGUGAGAAGGGAUAUCGACGAGAGAUCCUUCGCCCGAUUGCAGCAACGCACUGGCUUCGACCGUCAAGCGGCAUGGAACGAGAUGUGUUUUAUCCCAGAUUCGGCCCCAGAUUUUCCGCUUCCCCUCUUGGUGCACCGCAGAGGCAUGCCAACUAUAAAUUGAUGUCCUCCACUCGCUGUUCUGUCGUCUCCUCGAUUAACUCAUCUUCUCCAUGCCUCACAUUACGAGCGGCCUGGUCACCGCUGCCCAUGCGCUCCUGGGCUCCGGACUCGUCGUGCAGUGCUCACUUGCUGUCGUAAUCUGCCUCAUUAUUAUCCUCACUGCCUCCUCGGCCGUGCAGCACGACGGAUUCGAAGAACCUAAAGCUUUGCCUGGCCCUUCAUUUUUCUCGAUCGUCCCCUUCUUCCGGCACCGGUACGACUUUCUCAACUGGGGAUUCCAUGUCACUGGCCAGAACAUCUUCCGUUUCCAACUCAUGAACCACCCCGUCAUCGCCCUGUCGGGAACGUCUGCACGCCGAGCCUUCUUCUACGCCAAGGGUUUCGACCUGACCGAAGGGUUCAAGAUUCUGUCGGGCGCGAUCCCCAUGGUCCCUGGUGUCACCUCUGGCCUCCAGAUGCAGCGCAUCACCACCAUCCAUCGGCGGCUCGCUGCUGUCCAGCGUAAUGAUCGGCUCUCGCAAUUAAUCCCCGCGAUCCUGAAAGACUCGGAAGUCAUCCUCCGUGACUUGGGGACCGCUGGCACGUUCGAUCCAUUCGACAAAAUCUACGAGCUGACGUUCCAAACGACCGUCCGGUGCCUUUCUUCAAGCGAUAUCGCGGAUGAUGCCAAGCUCGUCGCUCGGCUGAGACUGCUGUACGACCGCCUCGAAACAGGCACGACGCCUGCCACUGUGCUCCUUCCUUGGCUGCCGACCCCAGCCAUGCUCAAGAAACUUUGCGCGACGAAGGAGAUCUACGACAUCGUCGUCCGCGCUAUAGACGUCCGGGAGAAAAGCGGCAUCGCGCGCGACGACACGCUUCAGAUGCUUCUUGACUCGGGAGAUGACAAACUCGUGGUCGUCGGUUUCAUCAUGGGCCUGCUGAUAGCCGGUGCGAGAGCCACUGGAACGACUGCUUGCUGGGUUAUCACCUACCUUGGCGCCCACCCCGAGUGGGCGAAAAGUGCCCGCGCCGAAGCCGAGGCAUUGAUGGAGACACAUGCGGACCUUACACUCCCAGAUCUUUCCGCUCGACUCGCAUCGAUUCCGCUCGAGGCCUGGGAGUCCUCGACGCCUGUCCUGGAUAGCAUCACGCGCGAGACUCUGCGAGUAGCGCAGCCGCAUGUUGCGAUGCGGCGGAAUCUGGGUCCCGAGACAUAUAUCGACGGAAAGCGUAUACCAGCCGGCGCAUAUCUCGUCUACCCUUUCAGCGAUAUCCAUCUCGAUCCCGAAGUCUACCCAGAUCCAUGGCGAUUUGACCCGGCCAGGCAGCAGAUCUCGAAGGACAGGGGCGACCUCGCGUAUGUGGGCUGGGGAGUCGGCAAAACAACCUGUCUCGGCACUCGCCUCGCAAAGCUCGAGCUCAAGCUCAUCACCUCCCUCUUCCUCCUCACCUUCGAUCACACCAUCGUCGACGGCGCCGGCGCCGUCCGCGAAACAUCUCCCCGCCCGGACUGGAACGACACACUCUUUUGCCGUCCCACCGGGGAAUCGUGCCAUGUCAGCUACCAGCGGAGGCAGGACACCUGUUGAAUGAAGCUUCAAGACUCAACCUACUUCAAUUCCAAUCCAAAUUCUAGUGUACUUCAGCAUCACUAUAUGCUUUCUGUAUGGUUAUUUCUACUCACUAUUUGCCAGUCUCUGGCAUCGCUGGCGACGUAAUUUCCUCUCCCUAGUAGAAUUAAUUACUCAUGUACUAUUAUUAACCCUCAUAGACAUGUUGCGACGCGUGACGCACAAUCAUUCCUAUAUGUGAUCUUCGGCGCAGGAUCCAUCCACGCACUGCACUUUCAACAA
This is a messenger RNA of Mycena citricolor, 3986 nucleotides long. Lineage: Eukaryota; Fungi; Basidiomycota; Agaricomycetes; Agaricales; Mycenaceae. The record is from the annotation of a GenBank genome assembly.